Messenger RNA from Peromyscus californicus insignis, 5098 nucleotides. It is a transcript of the gene Cdh7, whose product is annotated as cadherin 7. Gene Ontology annotation, molecular function: cadherin binding; calcium ion binding. Gene Ontology annotation, cellular component: catenin complex; adherens junction; plasma membrane. The coding region runs from base 970 to 3327 and encodes 785 amino acids. Lineage: Eukaryota; Metazoa; Chordata; Mammalia; Rodentia; Cricetidae. The record is from RefSeq and is a predicted model, not a curated record. Gene Ontology annotation, biological process: multicellular organism development; homophilic cell-cell adhesion; cell-cell junction assembly. The transcript has 12 exons.
GGCUAGGGAGGGCGCCCAGGCAAACGCGCGCCUUCGCAGCGCACCGCGGGGAGCAGGACAAAUUUGUGAGCAGAGAGAGCGGGCGGGGUAUCUGUGAGGAGUUUCCCGCGGCGUUCCCAAGUUACUGCGUGCUGUCGUGAGAUGUGCUUCUGCCUGGCAGGACAGGCGUGAGGACCGAGCUCUCAUGCGCUUGGCCAGGAAAGCAAUGUUGACAGACACCAGGCACAACGAGAGGCAAGUAGGGUAAGAGCGAAUCUCAGCUCAUUCCAGAUGCAGAGGUAAACAACCGCCGUUUGCACCGCUGUCCUCAAAGAGGUACCCAGCGGACCCUUCCCUGAACCUUGGACUGAUGCUGGCGCAACUCCGGGCAGCCUGUACCGCCGGCUUCUGCAGAGGUCUUGGCUGGAAGGUGUGUGCCUGUGGGAGCAGGAAUCCUUUGAACUGUCUACACUAGACCUCUUUGGCCUUGUGUGGAUGUGGAAAUCACUUAAGGUUGCUUUCCCCUCCUUGUAAUUAGUAUUCCGCUGAUCGGGUGCAUCUGCAGGGUUUGCCUCUGGCUCCUCCUCGUUGAACCUUAGGUGUGAGCUGGGAAAAGGGCGCCCUGCUUCUCUGGAAUGUAUGCUGUGCUUGGACUUCUUCUUGGGUUCACUUGGCACAAGGCUAGUUGCUGGUAUUCAGCCUUCUAGCGUGGAUUAAUACAAAAGGACCUUUGCUCUGAAUGCCUUCACGUUUUAUAUCCUUAACCCUUCGGAUUUCUUAGAUGUCAUAGUUCAGGUACCUAUUACACCAUUCCUUGGCAAGGGCUGCUCAGCACUGGUGACCUCUUCCAGUGCAGCACUCUACAAAUUAUUAUCUCUGGACUCCCAGCUGACACACUGCCGGAGCCACAAGCCACCAAGCCAGCUAGAACUGUGCCUAUCCUCUUGUCAAGGUUUUUUUCUUAUACAGGGAAAAGGAAGAAAAAAAAAGAUGAAGCUGGGCAAAGUAGAGUUGUGCCAUUUUCUACAGCUUAUAGCUCUCUUCUUGUGCUUCUCUGGGACAAGUCAAGCUGAGCUGCCAAGGUCCAGAUCCAAGCCGUAUUUUCAGUCAGGAAGAUCCCGAACCAAGCGCAGUUGGGUGUGGAAUCAGUUCUUCGUGCUGGAAGAAUACAUGGGUUCAGAACCCCUCUAUGUAGGCAAGCUUCACUCUGAUGUUGAUAAAGGAGAUGGUUCCAUCAAAUACAUCUUGUCAGGCGAAGGGGCGAGUUCCAUUUUCAUUAUUGAUGAGAACACUGGGGAUAUUCAUGCCACCAAGAGACUGGACCGGGAGGAGCAGGCCUAUUACACACUCAGAGCCCAAGCUCUGGACAGACUCACCAACAAGCCUGUGGAGCCCGAAUCCGAGUUUGUUAUCAAAAUCCAGGAUAUCAAUGACAAUGAGCCCAAAUUUCUGGAUGGCCCAUACACAGCAGGAGUUCCUGAAAUGUCUCCUGUGGGGACUUCAGUGGUACAAGUGACAGCCACAGAUGCUGAUGAUCCUACCUAUGGCAACAGUGCUCGGGUGGUCUACAGUAUUUUGCAAGGACAGCCAUAUUUUUCUGUGGAACCAAAGACAGGAGUCAUCAAGACUGCCCUUCCAAACAUGGAUAGAGAGGCUAAAGACCAGUAUUUGCUUGUCAUUCAGGCAAAGGAUAUGGUUGGUCAAAAUGGCGGACUAUCUGGAACCACUUCAGUUACCGUGACCCUAACUGACGUCAAUGAUAACCCACCUCGCUUUCCACGAAGAUCUUACCAGUAUAAUGUUCCAGAAUCUUUGCCUGUGGCAUCAGUCGUGGCCAGAAUUAAAGCUGCUGAUGCAGAUAUAGGAGUUAAUGCAGAAAUGAAAUACAAAAUAGUGGAUGGUGAUGGAUUGGGUAUUUUCAAAAUAUCUGCUGACAAAGACACACAGGAAGGAAUCAUUACAAUACAAAAGGAACUCGAUUUUGAAUCCAAGACAAGUUAUACGCUGCGCAUAGAAGCUGCAAAUCGUGAUGCCGAUCCCCGCUUCCUAAGUUUGGGUCCCUUCAGUGACACAACAACCGUAAAGAUAAUCGUGGAAGAUGUGGAUGAGCCCCCUGAGUUUUCCUCACCCUUGUACCCAAUGGAGGUGUCAGAAGCAACACAGGUGGGAAAUAUCAUUGGCACUGUAGCAGCUCAUGACCCGGAUUCUUCUAACAGCCCUGUAAGAUAUUCAAUUGACAGAAACACAGAUUUGGAGAGAUAUUUCAAUAUCGAUGCCAACAGUGGAGUUAUCACUACUGCUAAAUCAUUGGAUCGAGAGACAAAUGCUGUUCAUAACAUUACAGUCCUCGCAAUGGAAAGUCAGAAUCCAUCUCAGGUUGGGAGAGGCUAUGUGGCCAUCACUAUACUGGACAUUAAUGACAAUGCACCCGAGUUUGCCAUGGACUAUGAAACCACUGUCUGUGAAAACGCUCAGCCUGGACAGGUUAUCCAGAAAAUCAGUGCUGUAGAUAAAGAUGAGCCAUCUAAUGGACACCAGUUUUACUUCAGCUUAACAACAGAUGCAACAAAUAACCACAACUUUUCAUUGAAAGAUAACAAAGACAACACAGCUUCAAUACUCACCAGGAGAAAUGGCUUCCGCAGACAGGAACAGUCAGUUUACUAUCUGCCAAUUUUCAUUGUGGACAGUGGAUCUCCUUCACUGAGUAGUACCAACACACUUACCAUCCGUGUCUGUGACUGCGAUGCUGACGGCAUCGCGCAGACCUGCAACGCUGAGGCCUAUGUUCUGCCUGCCGGCCUUAGCACCGGGGCCCUGAUAGCAAUCCUGGCCUGCGUCUUGACGCUAUUGGUGCUGAUCCUGCUCAUCGUCACUAUGAGAAGACGGAAAAAAGAGCCUCUUAUUUUUGACGAGGAGAGGGAUAUUAGAGAAAACAUUGUCAGGUACGAUGACGAAGGUGGAGGAGAAGAAGAUACUGAAGCCUUUGACAUGGCCGCUCUGAGAAACCUCAACGUCGUACGAGACACCAAAACCCGCAGAGAUGUGACUCCUGAAAUUCAGUUCUUGAGUCGACCGACUUUUAAAAGCAUCCCAGAUAAUGUAAUUUUUAGGGAAUUUAUUUGGGAAAGACUGAAAGAAGCUGACGUGGAUCCAGGGGCUCCUCCAUAUGACUCUCUGCAGACCUAUGCUUUUGAAGGAAAUGGCUCAGUUGCUGAAUCUCUCAGUUCCUUAGAUUCCAUCAGCUCAAACUCUGAUCAGAAUUAUGACUACCUAAGUGACUGGGGUCCCCGCUUUAAACGGCUGGCUGACAUGUAUGGAAACGGCCCAGAGAGUUUUUACUCAUAGCCUCAGUUCACUUGAAAUGUACUGAAUAAAAAGGCAGCAGCAAAAAGAGAAAAAAUGAAAGCAAAGAGAAGGAAAAGGGGGAAGUAUUACAUGCAGUAAACAAGAACUUUCACUUGUGGGCCAAAAGAGGUUGUAAAUAUGUGUCCAUUUUUAACUAUUACGGUUUCUGCCUUGAUGAAACAUUCACUAGAUUAUCCAAGGGAUUUCACUGACCAGACUCUGAGCAUUUAAAGUUUUUUUUUCUUUUCUUUCUUUUUAAAUUUUAAUUGUUUAUUUAUUUGAUAAAAAGAAAUACUUAGUAGUUUGUGAAUAGAUAGCAACUUUUGUAUACUUGCAAAGGCACCUAAGCUGCCUGAUAAAGUCAUGUCCUAUGUUUUCAGUGAGCCAAGGACAGCCUGCCUAAACAUUCAUGGUACCCUCUCUGAGAAGAAUAGAGCAUGGUGUGCCAUUGAAAAAUCCCAGAACUUCUUGCUUAUCAAAUCUUGGGAGAUUUUGAUUUCUACUGAAGCUUUUAGGCUUGCUAUAUGAUAGAGUUCAACACAAUUUUAUUUAUGCUGGUGCUCAGAAAUGUUUUACUUUAUUUAUCAAUAUAUAAAUCCUCAUAACUUUACUAAGUGAAACUCUCAAUAAAAACCAAUAAAAUUGAAUUUAAGGCAACAUAAAUCACUGUUUUGCCAAUAAAUUAUAGGAAGUGUUCUCAAUAAGGAAAAGGUAAAUAAUUCUUCAAGGUUCAAGUAGUUUUGAAAUGCUUGUGUAGGUAUGAUUUAAAACAAUAGUUGCUGUCUAUUUGUUAAUUUUUAUAAUCUCUCCCGAUUUAUACAGGAGAAUAUAUUUUAUUUGACACAUAGUGGUGUGUUUAUCUGGAGCUCCAGCCUCCACUCUGUUCAGGUUCAUCUUACUGCCUCAUGGUGUUCAGCUCAUCAGCACGUACUGGCUUUUCUGCAGUUUGGAUUACAGGAAGGAGAUGAAACAUGGAAAUAGCGAAAUAACUGCACAACAACUGAGCCUCAUUGCCGUCCAUAUCUCAAAGAGGAGCCAAGCUCCAAGGAUGUACAAAAUUUUCCUCUGAGCCACUAGAGAGAGCAAAACUGUGGGAAUAAAAUAUUUGUAUUUCAUUAAGACUUUGGGGAGAGUAGAGAUUUUUCAUUGAUGCAGGAAUUAUUUUCCAAAAUCAUGAGCUCUAAGUGCUCCAAAGACUGUUCAAGGACCUGUUUCCCAACUUCUUUUGCUCUAAACAUUGACUGAAAGGUUGAGUUUUUAAAUAUAUUUUAAAAAGUAUGAUGGUAUACAUUUUCAACCCAUUGUGUCCCCCAAGGACUGAAAGACAUGUAAUUUCUCUACAGUUUAGAUGUGCCAAAGGGAAGGGAGAAAUAUCAAGUAAUUAUAUGUGCUUAAGAUUGAGAUGGAUGUCUCAGCAUAAGAUGACUUUUAUAAACAAUAAUAUUUCUACUUAUUUUCCUAGAUUAAUACUAGUUUAUUGUGCAUAUAAUCAAGUAAGAAUGAUUUAUUUUUUUCCUUACUUUUUUCUUUCAAAAUUAAUUCAUUGUUGGGUUCUGAGUAAACCUACAGGUGAACACUGUGUAAGAAUUGUGUUCUAAAAAUCCUCCUUCUGAGAAGCAGAAUUCAGAACUAGAAUAUUAUGUUGAUUAAGUGAGGAGAAGUUAUGUAGGAUGCUGUAACUUGCAGUCCAUCAUUAGAAAUGGAGUAUGUGAAAGAGGCCUUCAGCUUCAUAUUAUCAGUAAUUCAAUAAAUUUGAUUAUCUGCAAACAGA